Messenger RNA from Trifolium pratense (red clover), 1579 nucleotides. Its product is annotated as protein PMR5-like. Gene Ontology annotation, molecular function: O-acetyltransferase activity. Gene Ontology annotation, cellular component: Golgi apparatus. The coding region runs from base 216 to 1391 and encodes 391 amino acids. The transcript is spliced from 5 exons. NCBI's taxonomy places the organism in Eukaryota, Viridiplantae, Streptophyta, Magnoliopsida, Fabales, Fabaceae. The record is from RefSeq and is a predicted model, not a curated record.
ACUUGUCAUCUACACAACCAAAACACAAAACCCCCAAAAAAAAAAUUUAAUAAUUUUUCCACACACCAAAUCCAAAUCUCAACAAAAAUAAAUAAACUCAACACUUUUUAUUACAUAAAUAAAUUUGAAAACAGUCAAAUUAUCCCUCCUUCUUUAACCCUCUUUCCCUAUACCUUUUAUCUUCAAACUUUUUGUUUUCUCUAUUAACUUCUCCAAUGUUAACCCUUUCUUCUAAAUCUCAAACUUCUUCAUUCUUUUUUCUUCUUUUCAUAGUUACCCUUCAAUGUUAUAUAGCUUCUUCAGCUAUUCUAUACAGUUUGAAACACCACCACAACAAUUUCCACCAUCAAAGACCAAUGAUUCAUGCUAACCAAACAAACUGUGCAUUGUUUGUUGGAACAUGGAUUCCUGAUGACACUGACCCAUUUUACCAAUCUUCAAAUUGCCCCAUCAUAGAUCCACAGUUCAAUUGUAAAAUGUUUGGCCGGCCCGAUUCUAAUUACCUUAAAUAUAGAUGGAGACCACUUAACUGUGAGCUUCCAAGGUUCAAUGGAGUUCAGUUUUUGAUAGGAAUGAGAGGAAAAAGUAUUAUGUUUGUUGGUGAUUCUUUGGGGAGAAAUCAAUGGGAGUCAUUGAUAUGUAUGAUAUAUGCUGAUGUGCCUCAGUCACAAACACAACUUGUUAGAGGAGAACAACUCUCAACUUUCAGAUUCUUGGACUAUGGUGUGACCAUUUCAUUUUAUAAAGCUCCUUUUUUGGUAGAGGUUGAUGUGGUCCAAGGGAAGAGAGUUUUGAAGCUGGAGGAAAUUGAUGGUAAUGGGGAUGUAUGGAGGAAUGCUGAUAUCUUGUCCUUUAACUCUGGACAUUGGUGGACACAUCAAGGAUCUCUUCAAGGGUGGGAUUAUAUAGAAUUAGGAGGAAAAUACUACCAAGAAAUGGAUCGAUUAGCAGCUAUGGAAAGAGGUCUAAAAACAUGGGCUAAUUGGGUAGAAAAAAAUAUUGAUAAAAGCAAAACCAAAGUGUUCUUCCUUGGAAUUUCACCUUCACAUACCAACCCAAAUGAAUGGAGUUCAGGAGUAACAACAAUAACAUCAAAAAAUUGCUAUGGUGAAACAGCACCAAUCAGUGGCACAGGCACAUCAUAUCCUGGUGUAUAUCCUGAACAAAUGAAGGUCAUAGACAUGGUGAUUAGAGAAAUGAACUAUCCUGUUUAUCUUCUUGACAUUACAAUGUUAUCAGCAUAUAGAAAAGAUGGACAUCCUUCCGUUUAUAGCGGCGAUUUGAGUCCUCAACAAAGAGCUAAUCCUAGUUACUCUGAUUGCAGUCAUUGGUGUCUUCCUGGAUUACCUGAUACUUGGAAUGAAUUGUUCUAUACUACAUUGUUCUACUAAACUAAAUUUUGUGUUUUAAUUACUAGUAACUAAAUUAACACAAUUUCUUCUUACUAUUUAUAAGUAGGUAAUGCAUUUAUUGAGAGGGUUGCAUGAUUGAAAUUUGCAACUGUUUCAUAUGUAAAAAUAUAUGCUAAUCAUGUUAUUUAAAGACAUAUUUUCAAAGAGAAUUAGACAAAUUCGGCUUA